GCUGCUUGUUAGGACUGGAGUUCAGCUCAUCCCCAGUUACCUCCCAGUUACAACCAUGGCUGAUCCGAGAAUACGGCAAAUGAAAAUCAAAACUGGUAUCGUGAAAAGGCUGGCCAAGGAGGAGGUCGCAUACAAAACUGAGGCCAAGAAGCAGGAAGACAAGGUUGAGCGUCUGAAAGCAGAGGGAGAAGACGAGCAUGUCAUCAAGAAGCAGAUGGAAGUGUUGCAGGAGUCCAGAAUGAUGAUCCCAGACUGUCACCGUCGUCUGGCUGUAGCACACGCAGACCUCCUUCAGUUUCUAGAAAGUGAAGAGGAGCUGGCUGAAUCCGAGGAGUACAGAGAGGCCAGAAACGUAUUGGACUCAGUGAAGCUUGAAGGAUGAUUUCUGCCGCUAGUUCUGUUCUCACUUGGAGAUUCUCCUGCCCUAAAUGUUCAUUCCUUUUGUCAAGCCUCGUUUUGGAAACACAGAGGCCAGCUCUCGAUGUAAUUAUUUCUACAGUAUCCUGCUAACAUGCCAGCACGUUUGUUCACACUCGUUCUGUGUUUAAAUCCCACAGAAAUACGGAUCAAUCAGUUUAUUACAGUAAACCAACAGUUUUUGUGGGAUUGCCGCUCUGUCAGGACUUCAAACGUUGAUUUUCAACUUUUUCUGCACUAAAAAAAAAGAAAUGGCCUUUUAUUGUUGUCUGUGCUUUAAUAGGUUAUUAGAUCUGCAUGUUUUUCACUGGUCCUCAUUUCUUUUUGUUUGUGAAUUAAAAUGAGAGAUUAAAAAAAUGCAAACUGUAA
This is a messenger RNA of Austrofundulus limnaeus, 786 nucleotides long. It is a transcript of the gene tbca, whose product is annotated as tubulin cofactor a. Gene Ontology annotation, biological process: post-chaperonin tubulin folding pathway; tubulin complex assembly. Lineage: Eukaryota; Metazoa; Chordata; Actinopteri; Cyprinodontiformes; Rivulidae. Gene Ontology annotation, cellular component: microtubule cytoskeleton; cytosol. Gene Ontology annotation, molecular function: beta-tubulin binding. Bases 56 to 382 code for a protein of 108 amino acids. The record is from RefSeq and is a predicted model, not a curated record. The transcript has 4 exons.